Messenger RNA from Mytilus californianus (California mussel), 1091 nucleotides. RefSeq lists its product as uncharacterized. The transcript has 3 exons. NCBI's taxonomy places the organism in Eukaryota, Metazoa, Mollusca, Bivalvia, Mytilida, Mytilidae. The coding region runs from base 105 to 1025 and encodes 306 amino acids. The record is from RefSeq and is a predicted model, not a curated record.
UCAUAAACAAAAUAAUUGAUACGAUAUAAAAGAACGAUUUUGAAGCAGUGAAACAGUAUUCAUAAGAAAUCCUUCGAAUAACUUCAAAGAAAGAAUUUUUAGACAUGUUAGAGAUGAUGAGAUUCCAGACCAUAUUCUUAUCGAUGGCAGUGACCACAAUGAUAGUAGCUGCUUACUCACCAACAGAACAUGCAUUAGACAUACAUGGAGUGAAGAAGAUUUUACAGGUCAAAAACACAGUUGGAAGAGACAUAGACGGGCGUCGUGGUGUCGGAUCCCUUUCUGUACUAGAUGUUAUUGAUGCAAAUAGACGAGCAGGAUCAAGAGCAGUUGGAACAUCUCAUGGAAUAGACAGUACGAGAUUAUCUCGGGGUUCUGUUGGAAGCAGGGCAUCUGUUUCUGAAAUCAUUAGAGGCUCCUCAGCUAGUAUGUCACGUGCUUUAUCUGACGAUGACAGUAUCAGUAACUGUCAUUAUGGGUGUGGAGGAGAUAAAUUAUGUCGUUCAGGACAUAAAUGUAUUCACAAUGGUUGUAGCAGCUACUGCGUCGAAAUUUCAUCUGGAAGUAUAAUUGGUGCAUCUGGAUUGUCGGACUCUAUAAGAAGGGAAAUUAUUAGAAGUUUAUCAUCUGACUUGACCAGAGUUUCAAGUAAUGAUGGUCAUUUAUCCGCUGGCAGCAGAAUUGGUUCAUCUGGUCUGGCUAGAAAUUUGGGCCUAUCUAGCAAUUCUCAUUUGGAAAAUAUAGGUAGUAGCCGUGUAAUGUCUGGUCAUACAGGUUCUGAUAUUCUUGACGUAACCAACCUUAGAAGAAGUGGACUUGAUGUAUUAGACACAGUUUCUUUAAGACGUGGUGGAUCAGUACGUACUUCUGGUUCAGGAGUCGUUUCACAGUCAGUAUUAAAUGGGAAAAUUGGUUGUAAAAAAGACUGUCUUGCUGAUAGAGAUUGUCCAACCAACAAAUACUGUGCAGCUGUUAAUUGUCACAUGAUUUGUCGAAGAAGGCCGUCUAAUGGAUACACACGAUGAACAUGAUAACACUGAAAUCCACACACACAGUAUUUUUUUUUAAAUAAAAGGAAAUGUUGAAUACAG